Ascoidea rubescens DSM 1968 is the source of this 996-nucleotide messenger RNA. It is a transcript of the gene CTK2, whose product is annotated as Ctk2p. Bases 1 to 996 code for a protein of 331 amino acids. The transcript has 3 exons. Gene Ontology annotation, cellular component: nucleus; cyclin/CDK positive transcription elongation factor complex. Gene Ontology annotation, molecular function: cyclin-dependent protein serine/threonine kinase activator activity. Gene Ontology annotation, biological process: regulation of transcription by RNA polymerase II; positive regulation of DNA-templated transcription, elongation. The record is from RefSeq and is a predicted model, not a curated record. NCBI's taxonomy places the organism in Eukaryota, Fungi, Ascomycota, Saccharomycetes, Ascoideales, Ascoideaceae.
AUGGAUACUUCAUCAUCAAGCUCACCUCAAUCUAAAACGAAAUCGCCUGCUGAUGUUAAAAAAACGGAACAUAACUCAACUCUUAAAUUAUCAAGACCAUUUUUAACCACCAAGCAGAUAAAAUAUUGUCAAUCAAAGACCAUAACUGAUUAUCGAAACUAUAGACAAAGAACUUCUCAAAUAUUAAAUAUCUUGAGUGGAAUUUGCAACAAUCUAAAACUACCAACAAGAACAUUAGAGAGUGCAAUGCAAUAUUUCCAAAAGUUUUAUCUUUUUAACAAAUUUGAAUUGAAUGAAUAUUACCUAGUUGGUUAUGCAUCUUUAUUACUUGCAUGUAAAAAUGAAGAUACAAUAAAAAAAGCAAAAGAUAUAAUAUUGGCAGGUAACCCUUUAUGCCAUAGAUCAACAUCAUUGGAUUUUGUUGAGCAAGAACGUAAAUUGGUGUUAAAUUAUGAAAAGAAAAUACUAGAAACAGUAUCAUUUGAUUUUAGAAGAUGCCAUGUUCAAGAAUUUUUAAUAAAGUUUGCCAAAAAAUUAGAGAUUGAUUAUGAGAUUACAUAUUUGGCAUGGAUAAUUGUUUAUGAUUCGUUUUUAACAGAAAUAAGUCUAAAGGUUCCUCCAACUGGUAUUUCAAUUGCCUGUUUAAUAAUUGCAAUAUUUAUUGAAAAAAAUGAAAAUUUACUUGAGCAAUUUGAUGAUGAGAUUUUUUUCACUUGUGAUAAAAAAUUUGUAUUUGAAGCAUUAAAUGAUAUUUUAGAUUUUUAUAUCAAUAAUUAUAACUACUCUCAACUAAUUGCUAAGUAUCCCGAAAAUGAUAUGUUGGUGAAAUUUAAAAUUUCAUUGGAUGAUUAUAAAGGUUUAGAUGAACCUGAUGAUAAACUAGUUCAAAAAGACGAUUAUUUUCAAAUUAAUAAUUAUUAUUCAAAUUCAAGUGGAUUUUCAAGAUAUAUGUUAGGCAAUAGAAGAAAAAGGUUUAUUGAUGAAAUUGAAGAUUGA